Beta vulgaris subsp. vulgaris (sugar beet) is the source of this 1206-nucleotide messenger RNA. RefSeq lists its product as uncharacterized. NCBI's taxonomy places the organism in Eukaryota, Viridiplantae, Streptophyta, Magnoliopsida, Caryophyllales, Amaranthaceae. The record is from RefSeq and is a predicted model, not a curated record. Bases 1 to 1206 code for a protein of 401 amino acids. The transcript is spliced from 2 exons.
AUGUCAGAGGAGGGAAAGAUUGAUCCUGCUCAUCCGUAUUACCUAGGCGCAGGAGAUCAGCCCGGCAAUUUGAUCACUCACCUGGUCUUGAAGGGCGACAACUACUUAGUGUGGUCAAGGGCAAUCACUUUGUCCCUACGACCUCGUAGAAAAUUUGUGUUCGUCGAUGGAACGAUUACAAAACCGACCAAGAAGAAGAAGUUACUCGAUUGGGAGAAGGUGAAUUCGAUGCUUGUCUCGUGGCUGUUACGAUCAUUGGACACCAAACUAGCAGCAACCGUGCCCUAUUUCGAGGAGGUGAAGAAACUUUGGGAUUAUUUAGAACAACGAUUUUGUGAUUCUAAUGGUCCUAGAUUGCAACAAUUGCGAUCACAAAUUACUGAUUGUAAGCAGACAAAAGGAAUGUCUGUUGAAGACUAUUAUACCAAACUCAUGGGUUUGUUUGAUGACCUCACGAGACUCAAACCCCCACAUGGGUGUGAAUGUGGUCGGCCUCUCCUCCUACAGACCUUACUCGUGCUUAUCACACUCUUCUUCAAGAGGAAGCAUCGCGCGGGAUUGCUAGCGGCCAGGCUGCCAAAGGAUGUCAAAGCCGCUCAUGUCUUUGCCUUUAAUACUGCUGCUGCUCGUGGGAAAGUAUAUCCCGAACGCCGGGAUAAAACCAAGCUCUAUUGCUCGCAUUGUAAGAAAACGGGACAUGACAACAAGGGUUGCUUUGUUCUCCAUGGGUAUCCCGAGUGGUGGUACGAGCUGAAACGUCGACGGGAAGCUUCUGCCACUGGUACGACCGCUGCUCGUUCAUCCCCGAAGCCUGCUGCCGCUGCCUCCUCCUCGGCUGCUGGUACUGUUCGUGCCAAUGCUGUGAACACUUCUUCGACAUUAGCAACAUCCGGAGGUGGAGAAAAUUUAUCCUUAGCUGACCUUAAACCCGAGGACAUUCGGGUCUUAUUGAACAUGGUUAAUCAUAAUAAACAGGAUCGUUUGUUAGGUGAGACGUUAUGUUCCUUUUGGAUUAUUGACACGGGUGCUUCCCAUCAUGUUACGGGUAAUGAAUUGUGCUUGAUGGAUGUUUAUCCGAUUCAACCUUGUCCCGUGGGACUUCCUAAUGGUGCUCAAGCCGAGGCUUUAAAGGCGGGGCGUGUUCUUUUAGACGAUAAUGUGACUUUGGAACAUGUUUUAUUGUCCCUACAUUACACUGCAAUUUAA